Molecule: messenger RNA, 7054 nt
Organism: Myodes glareolus (Bank vole)
Lineage: Eukaryota; Metazoa; Chordata; Mammalia; Rodentia; Cricetidae
Source: RefSeq, a predicted model, not a curated record
CCUGGUGGUCUCUUAACGUUGGAUUUCAUAAACCCGCUUUGGCGGUGGUGUAUUAGUUAGUGCCCAUGUUAGCUCUGUGUCACAGAGGAGGAACGAUGGUAGUCAAGUCUCCCUUGCCCUCUGCGGUUUGCCCAUCGUCGCACAGGUGAAAAUGCCAACUUCACUCAGCUGUGAGGUGUAAAGCCAAGCAAAUCGUUUUUUAUACUUAGAGCCAAAGGAGCAGAAAGCCUGGUGGUGGUUUUUGAGAGCAAGGAUAGAGCCUGUUUUUCUUAGAUCUGUCAUUACUGCUGGACGAUGUCAUGCUAUGCCUUUGGCAGAUUGCUCAUCAGGCAACCUAGGUAGUUUCUGAAAAGCUGGCUACAGUUCCAUGUGCUUAUCUUGCUACUGGGACCAUCUCGUUAAAAAUAUCGCUGCGAUGUCUCUUGGAGAAACUGAGGACAAUGUACUGAAUUUUUAAAGGCAAAAGACACAGACUUGAAAGGUACCUGCUGCCAGUGUAUUUAUAGAAGUAGGAAACACCAAGUCUCAAUGGGCGAAGGACCCCGAUAAAACAGGUGUUACCUAGACAGUGCAGUGCGGGUCCUGAAAACCCAAUGUGGUUUUCAUUGGAGCCAAACAGAAAUAUACCUCCUUCCCCAUUUUCCGUGUCCUGGUGUGUCAGCCACCAUUAAAAGCAGGUUAGCGAAGUCUGCUAACUGGCUGCGAACCAGCAAGUUAGUGAGGGAGCUGGCAUCCCUGUCCUCCGAUUUAAUUACUGGGUGACACUGUCUCCUGGAAAGCACAACAGCAGUUAUAGGCUCUGGCUGGGAUGGUAGCGCUAGUAGCCACCCAUGGAUGCUGUAGACACUCCAGAGAACCUAAAUCCCUGCCGGAUAGAGACGCUGUCCAGCAGUGCCGCUUAGGAAGUUGAGGAAAUGUUUCUAAGUUUUGGCCCUUUUCACUGCCAUUCAGCUUUUCACUGAUAAACACAGCAAUUCAGAUAAGGAGCCACACUUUAAAACCCAGCAGAACCUCGGGGAGACAGUUUCUGGUUGGGUUGGCUGUUUCUUCCUUUGCGUCUUUGUGUAUUUAGUAAGUGACCCACUGACCUUGUGAUCUUUGAAAGCUGCUUUCUUAUCCACUACUUGAUGCUUCAAGCAUAACGUUAGUGAAAUGUCUCAUUUGAACCCUCCCUGAAUUUAUACAUUCACAGUUCUUGGAGUGCCUAAUACUACCGAAUUUCCACUUUAGUACUUUGAACAAACCUCCUGUUGCUACGAACCUUUUGCCUGUGACUUGUAUUUCAGUAGUGUAAGGCAGAGGCAGGAAUGUGCAGAGUUUGAGGCCAGCCUGAGCUACAUAGUGAAUUCAUGAACACUCUGGACCACAUCAUGAGCCCGUUUUUGUUUUUCGUUGUUGCUUUUUAAGGGCAGUUCUUUGGGGUAAUGGGGACAGGAUUCUAUCUCCUUUCCUGAUACAAGUAUACUUGGUCUCCUGUGUUUUUUCUUACUUCAUUGGCUCUUAGUUUUGUACUUGACACACUCAUUCACGAUGUUCCUAGUCACCCACGUUGACCCUGUGGGAACAGUGACACAGCUUGCCUGUAGGCGGUUAGUGCAUCCUGAGUAUAGUCAGGUGCCUGGAUACAAUGCUAGCAGCUGUGGCCGUGUGGUAGAGCAAGCUGACGAGCAAGUCUGCUCACGACUAUUCUAAAUGCUGGUCACAUUUCUGUGACCCUGGCACAUAGGUGAUAUUUCUGUCUGCUUGUUCUUGUGUGUCAGCGGGUCUCACUAUGUAAUCUAAACGGGCCUCAAACUCUGGAUCCUCCUGCCUCAGCCUCCCAAGUACUGGGCUUGGCAUGCUUGACUAUGAUGCAGUUUCAUAUAGAUGUGAGGGUGUGAGAGGAACUGGAGCCCGCAAUGGAAAGGUGUGGUGAGGAGAUUAUUAGAGUUCUCUGACGGCAUCCUCAGGUCUCUCCAUCUGUGCACUGCUUGGCGUGACGCGUGUCCAGGAUGCUCGGCUCUGUCUUAACUGCUGGUGUCGGUGUGUUGUAUUCUUUCUACCUGUUUCAAGGCAGCGUGAACGCUGAGGACAGAAGAGUUUGAUGACACAGCACUGAAGUUCUUUGUUUGGAGUACACGUUAUGAACCCUUUGUGGAGCAUGUCUGCAAACUCUGUGCGCAAACGAGCUGAAGCUGAAGAGACGACACUAGCAGGGGAUGUGAAAACCAGUCCUCCACGGACUGCACCGAAAAAGCAGCUGCCGUCUGUUCCCAAAAGCGCCCUGCCCGUAACGAAGCCUGCAUCUCCAGCCCCAGCAGCACGGUCAGCAAAUGGCACCCAUGCCUCUUACGGGCCCUUCUACCUGGAGUACUCGCUUCUUGCAGAAUUUACAUUGGUGGUGAAGCAGAAGCUACCGGGUGUCUAUGUACAGCCAUCGUAUCGCUCUGCAUUAGUGUGGUUUGGAGUAAUAUUCAUACGACACGGACUGUAUCAGGAUGGCGUAUUCAAGUUUACGGUGUAUAUUCCUGAUAACUAUCCAGAUGGCGACUGUCCACGCCUGCUGUUCGAUAUUCCCGUCUUUCACCCGCUGGUUGAUUCCACCUCAGGUGAACUGGAUGUGAAGAGAGCAUUUGCAAAGUGGAGGCGGAACCAUAAUCACAUAUGGCAAGUCUUAAUGUACGCAAGGAGAGUCUUCUACAAGAUCGACACCACAAGUCCCCUGAACCCAGAGGCUGCAGUACUGUAUGAGAAAGACAUCCAGCUUUUUAAAAGUAAAGUGGUUGACAGUGUUAAAGUAUGUACUGCUCGUUUGUUUGACCAGCCGAAAAUAGAAGACCCCUACGCAAUUAGCUUUUCUCCAUGGAACCCGUCUGUACACGAUGAGGCCAGAGAGAAGAUGCUCACUCAGAAAACUUAAGCUUUACUUUCAGCCCUGAGAGAAAACAUGGUUACCUGGCUCCGGGCCUGUGGCUGAGUCCUGUAACAACGCAUGAUAUUCUGGAAGGAUCUGUCUUCUUUUGUGACCUACAAACAGUGAGAAUACUUAAGAGAGCCACAUCAGGCAUGACAGAAUGAACAGCUCAGUGAACCUGUUGCCACUGUAUUCAAAGACUGUAGAGCAAAUGAACAAGCAACUAUUCAUGAAAAUCUGAAGUUUAGUAAGGAGCCUGGUAUGUAAACCACAACCCGUUAUAGAAAAGUACAGUAACUAAACUGAAAAGUUGACUGGAAGUGGAACUUGGUAGAUCUGAACUGGAAAAGAAAAAAGUCAACAAACUUGCCUAAGGAGUAUAUUGUCUGAAGAACAGAACAACAGAGAACAGCCCCAGAAAACUUGGACACGAGGAAUCACAUCAGCAGUCAUGGAACAAGAGUGUCAGGAGAAGAGGACAGAGGUAGCGAAGCAAAAAAAGAUGUUCAAAGAAAUAAAGACUUAAGCUGAGCAUCAUGGUAGGCAAGGGCCGGAGGAUCAAGAGGUUCAGGCUAGCCUGGGCUACAUAGCAAGACACUGGGGAAAAAAAAACUGACAGCAGCCAAGUUUACUUUAAAACAUUAUUGUACACAUUCAGGGAGCUUGUCAAACAGCAGACUGAAUCAAGAGAUCCAUACCAGGUUUAUCAUAGUAAAAAUGUAAAGCCAUAGAAAGCAUUGAGGAAACCAUUUUCCUUUACAGGGAAGUCAGAUAUGGUAAGAGAUGACUUCUCAUCAGAAGCUACACAAGUGGAGCAGCAGAUUCACAAAGGUCAAAAAGAAAAGCAUCCUGUCCACUGCAAACUGUUCUUUCAGAAGUGAGUAAACAGUAAACAGUUUGCUGCUAACAGCAGCCCUUGUAGAGAGGCAAUGGAAACAAGUGAGACAAAUACACAUGAAAAGGGCCAGGAACACUUGUAAAGCGUUAACAUAUCAGAAAGACAGGGUAAAUGCAUGUGUAUGAUGUUUUGUUGUAGCUGUAACAGAAAUAUACAUUUACCAAAAAUGUACAAAGGAGGUGGGUAGGGUAUUAAACAAGUGACUGCAGACACCACUUAAACCCACAGGAACCAAUAAGCAGAAAUGUAAGGAAGGGCACCAUAACAGCAGCUGUAAAUACACACAUGCCUUUUACUUGCUCCUUUAUAAAUCUUACCAUUGAGUAAAGGUAAUGGUGGAUGCGCAGUACUUCCACUGGAAUAUAUAUAAAUACAUAAACAAUACUUUCACAAAAAGGUAAAUGGGGAAAGAAAACACUAAUGCAUGUAUAUCUUGUUGACAUGAAUUUGAAGCUAAGUUCUGAGGAGUUAAAAGUACGUGUGUGUGUGUGUGUGAGAGAGAGAGAGAGAGAGAGAAAGAGAGAGAGAGAAGAAAAUACAUAGCAGAGAGAGAGAAGAAAAAAUAUAUAGCAAAAAACAACCUAAUUCAAAAGAAAAAAAAAGGAGAAAUAAAGGAACAGAGACAUACAACAGAAAGCACUUAUAUAAGAUACCUAGAAAACAAGUACCCAGGCCUCGUGGUGUCCCUUUAAUCCCAACACUCAGAAAACAGAGGCAGGUGGAUCUCUAAGAGCUCAAGACCAGCCUGGUCUACAGAGCAAAUUCCAGGACAGUCAGGACUGUUACACAGAGAACCCUGUCUUGAAAAAACAGAAAGAAAAAGAAAAAAUCCAGAAAACAGGUAAAAUAGACAAAUGUAGUAGAGUCAGUAACAACAUAGGCAAAUAAUUAAACACAAGUUGUAAGACUAGGAAAACAAAUUAUUUUGGGAGACACUUUACUUUAAAAAUGCAAAUACGUUUGACAGUAAACAACAGAUAUGUUUACUAUAUAGUUAUCCAAAGACAGCUGGGUAGCUAUAAGCUAUUAAACUGUAAAACAGGUUUUGGAACAAAUACUACUGAAGAGUUAGUUCACAAAGAUCAGUCCAUCAAGAAGCUGUAAUGAACAUUAGUGUGUCUGUUAAUAGGGCACCAAAUAAUAAACUCCAUGACAGAAAAAAAGUAAAACAGACAACCUAAAAAUAGAAAGAUUUCAAUAUAACACUUUCAACAAUAGAAGAUCUAGGCAGAACCUCAAAGAGAAAACUUUAACAAGUCUGUUAAACAACUUGACCUAACCUAACAGACACCUAGAAAACACACUAUUUUCUUGAUGGCAAUAAAAUACUUGCUUUGGUUUUUUUUUUCUUUGGUUUUGGUUUUGGUUUUGUUUUGUUUCUGUUUGUUUGUUUUCUGAGAUGGGGUUUCUCUGUGUAGCUUUAGUGCCUGUCCUGGAACUCGCUCUGGAGAUCCGCCUGCCUGCCUCCCGAGUGCUGGGAUUAAAGGCGCUAGCCACCACCACCCAGCUAAUACUUGCUUUUCUUAAACAAACGUGGAAGGCUAGCGACACUGCUCAGUUGGUACAGUGCUUGCCUAUCAUGCACAAGCCCUGUUCAAGUCAUUUUCAAUCUCAGCACUGGGUAAACUGGCAUGGCUGUACAUACCUGUAACUCUAGCACUUAGGAAUGAAGGACAUUCAAGCCCCCUGUGGGCUACAUGAGACCCUGUCAUCAAGCAAACAGAAACUCUCAAUACAUUUAAAAGGACUUAAAUAUAUAAAGUGUUUUUUCAGACACAGUGAAAAGGAAACUAGAAAUCAGCAACAAAAGUCUGGGAAACUCACAAAACUGGAAGUUACAUGGCCCUGCAGAAUGUACAAGUUAAAUAGAAGCCAUAUGAAAAUCAAAUAUAAUUUGAGAUAAACAUACAUGUCAAGUUAUGAGGUGCAGGUAAUAUAAUGCCUACUUUUGUAGUUAGUGUCCAUAUUUACAAAGGAUACGGAGAUAUUUUUUAAAGGCAAUGGAAAAAAUACUAUAAUCAGUUACCUAACCAUCUAAUGCACUAAGAAAAACAAAAUAAUCCAAGAUCCUCUGAGAUGGCCCAUGGGAAAAGACACUAGAUGCAAGCCUAAUGACCUACAGGAAGAGGAUCAACCUCUGGAUAUUGUUCUUUGACCCUGUGUGCAUGUACACUCACACAACAACAGAUACAUGCAACUUUUAAAAAGGCCAGAAUAGACUUAAAGAAGAAAAUAAUAUUAGGGUGUAUGUUAAUAGAGAAAAUGAAUGAAAUCAAAUAGUCUUAGAAGUUAUCAAAAUUUACCAACCUUUAGUUAGAUUGACUGAUGAGAAAUGAAAGAGGAUCUUACUAUAGACUUUAAAGUACUCGGGAGAGAGACAGACACUAAGUCUCAGAAAGAUAGACACUGCCCAAACUGACUCUAGAAAAGACAGGUGACCUGAAUGAACCCAUGAGAAGAAUGUGACUGAAUUCAUCAAUAAAUUACCCACAGAGAAAAGACCAGCUCCAGUGGUUUCUCUGCUAAUACAAACUUAACAGAGUAAGAUGAAACAUUUCUUUUCCUAAAAGGCCAGAUUUACCCCCGGAACAAAACCAGACAAAGCCAUGCAAUAAAAUUUCAGACAACAGCUUGUGAGAAGCACAAAAUUCAACAAACUAGUAAACCAAACAUGAAAGCAAAACUUAUCACCAUAAUUAAAAGGGAUUUGCAAAGAGAAUGCAAAUGAUCCACCAUGAAACCCAACCAAUGUAAUAUACUAUAUCCUUAGAGUAUCAAAACUCACAAUGAACACAGAAAAAGACCUUUAAUAACAUUCAACAUUUUUAAUGAAACAACACUCAAUAAGCUAGGAAAAUACCUUUACUGGAUUAAAGCAGUCUACCCGAGGAUACAGGUGAGGUGGGGGGAUAUACUUAACAUAUUCCAAUAGUGAAAGACUUGUUAUUUUCUCCCUAGGACCAGGAACCAUAUAAAGAUUUCUGCUUUUAACAUUGCACUGGAGGAGCCAUGGUAAUUAGGAAAGAAAAGUAAUUUGGACAAGCAGUAGUACAAUUAUUAAAACUGCAUAAUCUGCACAAAGAGUUGACACAGAACAUGAUUAAAAUCCACUAGACCAAGAGGUUCAAGACUGGGAUUCAAUAGAGUGCUUGUCUAGCAUUUUAAUGGCCCUAGGUUCAAUCCCUGCACCAAAAACAGUCAACUAGCUUAACAAGGUUGUUGAACACUUAAGACAGAGAAAUCAACUGUUCAUUUACUUGCAA